Messenger RNA from Schistocerca americana (American grasshopper), 1415 nucleotides. Its product is annotated as rabankyrin-5-like. NCBI's taxonomy places the organism in Eukaryota, Metazoa, Arthropoda, Insecta, Orthoptera, Acrididae. Bases 114 to 1166 code for a protein of 350 amino acids. Gene Ontology annotation, molecular function: protein binding. The record is from RefSeq and is a predicted model, not a curated record. The transcript has 8 exons.
UUCCAACUAUAGUUCGAAGUGUUGUCCCAUGUCCUUUGUUAUUGCCAGGUGUCACUUGUCAUGUGUUGUGUUUAUCUGUUGUGGCUCCGUCUGUAAGGAGGCUUUUCUGCGCAAUGUCACAACUCACUGAAUUUGAUAAAGGCCGGAUAAUUGCUUUGUAUCAAGAUGGCUAUGCGAUCAGGGCUAUUUCCCGUGCCUUAGGAUUCAGCAAAUCUACAGUUCAUCUCUGGGUGAAGAGGAUGGCGAAAGAAGGCCACGUUACUUGUCGGCGUCGCUCUGGACGGCCACGGAUUACCACGGAGGAUCAAGACAAGAGUAUACUCCGCUGCGUUGGUGAAGACCCAUACAGGACAAGAAAAGAAAUUAAGAACAUGCUUCACCUAAGCGUGAGCAAGGAGACUAUACGCCGUCGGCUCAUCGAGCAAGGAGGGCUGAAAAUCGGCGAAUUUAGCACUCAAAAGAAUGAAACUCCUCUUCAGUUUGCAAACCAGAGUCAACUGACUGAUGCAGUAGAAUCUCUUUGUAGUGUUGACAUGUCUUUGCCAGACACCAGCAGAAAUUGUCCAUUUCAGUCACCACCUGCAACUGGACAGGAUGACAUUACUUCUGUUCUUGUUGGAAAUGGAGCAGACACUGAUUCAUUGUCUGAAAGACCAAAAGAUUCCUACCAGACAUUACAUCACAGUUCCAUUGAUGAUGACAACGAAUCUGUAUCUGAGUUUCUUGUGCAAAGUGGAUGUGAUAGCAAUGCUUCAAGAGAACUAGGACCAGGUGGAGGAGGUGGUGAAGGAGCACAAAAUGAGCAGCCCCCUCUGCACAUGUGGGGAGUAGAAAAUGUGGUGCAAGCACUGUCUGAAAAUGGUGCAGCUAUCAACGCCAAGGACAUCCAGGGCAAAACAGCAUUACAUGUAGCCAUAGAAAACCAGCUUAAUGGUAUCGUUUCACUGCUGCUUUGUCAUCCUGAACUAGACUUGACUGUAAGGGACAAAGCUGGCCUAACGCCAUUUGCUGCAGCUCUCAAAUACCGUAAUUAUGGAGUAGCACAGGCCAUUCUCGAUCGCAUGCCUGCAGCAGCUGAAGAGUAUGAUGAUAAGGGCCAGAACUUUCUGCAUAUUGCUAUCCAAAAGGAAGACAUGGAGACCAUACUUUUUCUGCUUUCAAUCUAAGUAGAUGUCAACUCAAGAGUGCAAGAUACUAAUCAGAUGCCACCAUUGCAGCUCGCUGCAGCUGCUGGAUCAGAAACACUUGUCAGGUCCCUGAUGCUUGCUGGAGCAAGGGUAGAUGACCGUGAUGCCCACCAAAGAACAGCUUUGCAUGUUGCAGCGGGAGCAGGCCAUGCGGCUGUUAUAUCAGCUUUGCUGCAGAAUGGUGCUGAUGCUAAUGCUUCAGAUUCAGAAGGAGAUAACGCAUUGCAU